Messenger RNA from Papilio machaon (common yellow swallowtail), 2584 nucleotides. RefSeq names its product dymeclin. Lineage: Eukaryota; Metazoa; Arthropoda; Insecta; Lepidoptera; Papilionidae. Gene Ontology annotation, biological process: Golgi organization. Bases 136 to 2328 code for a protein of 730 amino acids. The transcript has 17 exons. The record is from RefSeq and is a predicted model, not a curated record. Gene Ontology annotation, cellular component: Golgi apparatus.
GACAUCGAUUGACAACUGACAAAUCGACAAUGAUUUCGUGGCCAAGACAAACAAAUUAACGAAAAAAAACACAAUCUAAUUAAUUUGUUUUAUCGUUUCAUAUAUUCCAACUCAAUAGCAAAUAAACGAUAAACAAUGGGAGUGGCUAUAAGCCGAUAUUCAGAUAUAUCUUCAAAUGAACUGCUUGCCCGAUUUUGUUCUGCAGAAAUUAUCUGCCCAAAUGAUCCCUUUUGGAAUCAGUUAUUGGCUUUUAACAUUCAAUUGCCAAAUAAUACUGACGAGCAACUAAUAUUUGACUCAAGCGCAGAGGCUCUCUUACAGAAAUUCUUACAAAACAACUUGCAGACAGGGAACUUGGGCUCUUUAGUUCAGGUAUUUAUCACAAGAGCCACUGAACUAUUGGCAGCACCUAACAGUGACAAUGUAAUGCUAGCAUGGCAGACAUUCAAUGCAUUGUUUGUGAUACGUGCAGUGAGCAAGUACCUUGUGGAAAUAGUACCGGAGUAUGAGCUGUGUAGACAUCUGGAUGUUAAUGCGGUGCGCUCAGCCAAUGGUCCUGUAGAUGUUGGGGAUACUGGCACACCGCCACCCGGGCAGCCGAGUCCGGAGACUCCAGACUCACCAAGCCCACCUACAUCAACCCCGACCCACGCCCCCGAAACCCCCGUCUCACCAAAACUGACGGCCAGCGAGAGCAGAGUUGAAAUGUUGAUAGACGCACUUAUUGGAAUUAUCAUUGAUGUGCCUGUCACGGAUAAUACAUAUUACUUACACUUGGAGUGUAUAAACACACUUUUAGUGCUGAUGUCAGUGUAUAUGUUUGCCGGAGUUCAUGGACAAACACGACUUGUGGAGACCUCUCUUAUAUACAGAACACUCUUCCAAGGUAGAUAUGGUAUGCAUGCACCAUUGCUGGUGAAGACAUUACUUGUGAACUUAUCCAACAUGGCGCCGGCACCGCCCAGCAUGUUCGGCACGGGGACCGGUGAUAGUCUACUUGUUAAUUUAGCCUCGGGUCUCUGGAGCAUGCUACGUCUAGGCGGAGGAGUACGUCAAACUAUCUACAGCCAGCCAGCACUGGACCGACGCGAGCUACUGGAUAGGCUGCGGCGAGAACAUGGCGUCGCCAACCAGUCCUGUCUGCUGCUACUGGCGCUGGCAAACCACUGCAUGACGCAGGAUAAUUUGUAUAGGAACGCGUUGCUCUGCUGCGAGGAUACUGCAGAAACGUCAACUACAACGCCACAGCGCGACUCGAGCGGUGGUGCACAAGUUACACCACCUCGGAUAGACAUGGCAGCGUUACACAAGGCGCUAUGUGCGACAGCUGGUUGUGAACACUCCACACUGUUGCUGUACCUGAUGCUGCACUCCUGCAAGGCCUACAAGCGGCACAUCACUACAGUUGCUCAUAUCGAAGACUUAAUAGUGCCCAUCCUGCAAGUGUUAUACAACGCUCCGGACAGCAACUCACAUCAUAUUUACAUGUCUCUAAUAGUUCUGCUCAUUCUUACUGAAGAUGACUCACUUAUCAAGAAUGUACAUCUUAUUAUGUUGAAGAAUCUAACAUGGUAUACAGAGCGGUCGAUAUCAGAAAUAUCGUUAGGAGGUCUGAUGGUGCUGGUGGUGGUCCGAGCGCUGCAAUACAAUAUGGCGCGUGUCAGAGACAAGUAUCUACAUACUAAUUGUCUGGCAGCCAUCGCUAAUAUGAGCUGUGAAUUCAGAAAUCUACAUCCAUAUGUUGCCCAAAGAAUAGUAUCAUUAUUUGAAACAUUAACGAAAAGAAGAUCUAGAUUGUGUAGUGAAAUAGAAGGUGGAGAUAUAAAUACUUUAGAAUUGCCUCAUCAUGCCGAAGAAAAAACUGAAGAAAUUAUGGACCACAUAGCAGUAUUGGAUGAGGUGAUCCGGAUGCUGCUUGAGAUCAUCAACUCGUGCCUGACGCACCAGCUACCUUCCAAUCUAAACCUGGUGUACGCGCUGCUGCACAAGCGGCACCUCUUCAACCACCAGCAGCACCAGCACCAUCACCACAUCGCGCAGAACAUCGAGAUGGUGAUAGGAUAUUUCUCGACGCGACUGCAGCGGGUGCAGGAAGGUGCGGGCGGAGACCUCGGUGUUACAGAGGUACUGCAGUGCAUCAAGAAAGGCGCCGAACAAUGGUCCAGUGAUAGGCUAAAGAAAUUCCCAGAUUUGAAAUUCCGUUAUGUGGAAGAGGAGAGACCUGAAGAGUUCUUCACGCCGUAUGUAUGGGGUCUGAUCAGCAGCUGUGGGGGCGUGUACUGGGCUAGUGAGUGCGGGGCGAGGGCUGUCGGAGACCUCUUAUGCUGAUUGAAGCACUCCAUGUAUUUAAUUACGAAUGGUUGUAAUGGACCCUUCAUAUUUGAAAGUAAACUCGUUAAGCAUUCAACGUGUUAAACACUCCUCGUAUCAGUUGCAAUGGACCCUGGAAAGUCCGACCCAAUAAUAGGUUCGCGUAUUAAUUUUACACAUAAAUGGGUUAAUGAGAAUGGUUUAAAUAACAUUGAAUAAAGCAUUAAAUUUAUAUAUUUUAAAGAUUUAAAUACAGUAUGAAUAAAUCUCAAAC